UCUUGCGGCGGGAUCAAGGGUUUUUAUACUUUCGUAUGUUUUCCAAAUUUUUUAUACCGAACACGUGUUAGUUAUGUAAUUUAAAUUUUAUUUAUUUAUUUUUAAACCAAAUUCUCCAGCCAACUGUGCUCUUCCCCAGUGCGGUAACUUUCCUUUGAGUCAGAUUUCUGGGUGAACUCAAGGAACAACGACUCCCUCUCAGGCUGCACACUCCCGUUCUCCUUUCAUCCUCCUUAGACCCUCGGGGCAGGGGGCAGGCCCUGCGGAGGUCCGCCGCGGGGGCUGACACGGCCGUCGGUCCUCAGGCGUCCUCCCUCCGGGGUGGGCUCUGCGGGGCGCGCUCUGCCCUGCAGGCCCGGCCCCCGCCCGCUGACCCUGGCCGUCCAGCGUCCAGUCCCUCCUUCCUCUCCGUCCAGCCCCUGCAGCCCCGAGCUCGCGGCGGGAGGGGGCGGGGGGGACCCUGCAGGGGCCUCCGGCCGGGGCGCGGCGGGGCGGGGCGUGGGCGCCCGGCGUAGAGGGCCAGGAGAGGCGGGGUACUCCCCCUGCCCCGCCCCCGCCCCCGCCCCCGGUCCGACCCCGGGCAGGGCGGCCGCGGCUGCUCGGCCUCCACGGCCGGGACGGGGCGGAGAUGGAGGGGGGGGGGGCGGGGGAAGUUCUCGGAAAAAAGUUAACGGAGCGGACGGCUCUCUGCGGCCUCCCGCCUCCACCCGUCCCCGGACCUCCCAGCGAGGGCGCUGCUGGUCACCGGGCACGGCGCGGGGACCCCGGGGGGCACCGAGGCCUGGAGGCCGGGCUCCGGGGGCCAGGACCCGCGCCGCGACCAAGACUCAGGGGGUUGCCACAGCGACGGGCUCACGCGCGCGGUGAUUGGCGAAGUGCGGGGGGGCGGGGCCCGGGAGACGCUCUCGCGAGCGCUCGGCCUUCCGGCGGGCGGGAGCGGGCGGAAGCCGGCGGGGCGGGGCUUCCGGCGCGGGAGCGCUCUUGGUCGCCGCCCCCGACCCCCGCCUCCGGGCCGGCAGCGGGGGGUGUCCCUGUGCCUUCGGUGUCCGGGGACCUGAGCGCUUCCCCCGCCCGCCGUGCUGUCCCCCUGCCCCGGGCCGCCCUCUCACCUAGCCUCCCGCCCUGGCCCCUGAGCGGGGUCUCCCUCCUGAAGCCUCAGUGGGCUCUCCACACCGAAGCCAGUGACCUUGCGGUGUGCCCUCCCUGCGAUUCCCGGGUCCCCUCGGAGGGAAUGGGGAGGCCUUCCCCGGCACCACUCUCUCCCCGCCCCCUGCACUCCAGUCACGCCGGCCUGCUGCUUCUGCCCACCUCCCUCCUCCCUGCCCCAGGGCCUUUGCACUUGCCGGUCCCCCGCGGCCUAGAACGCUCCGGCAGAUACCUGCCCGGCUCCCACCUCCUUGGGGCAUUGCUCAGCAUCACCUCCCGAGCGAGGGGACCACCUGUUUAACAUUACACCUCACCUUCCUCAUGUCCCCAUGCCCCCGGCCCUGUGUUUUCUGCACAGGGCUCGUCACUGUCCAACACGGUAUCUGCUGUCUGAAAGCUCCAGGAAGGUGGAGGGUGUGUCUCGUUCAGGCCCCAGCAGGUGCACAGUAAAUGCUGUAUGCUGAGCAGGAUCCUCUGGGCUCCAGAUGUGCUGAUUUGGAAGAAGGCCUGGUGCCGCCCUCAAGGCUCUCGGACUGCCGGGAAAGUGAUGGCUGCCGUGCCGGCCAGGGCAUCUGUGGCCCCAUGGAACUCAGUGACGAGGAGAGCCGGAACCAGGGAAAGGCCACGCUUCCCUGUGCGCCUGCCAAGUGGCAGAACAUCCCCCGCAAGGCCUGCCUGGCACUGCCCUGGCCACUGAGGCUUCCUGAGGGCGACGCCCCGAGGGCCCUGCCGUGCCAGGGCUCCCCCUGCCAGGGGCCACCAGCUUGCUCUUUGGAAGUUGGAUCUACAGACUGUGGCAGAGGGAGAAGCUGGAGAGACUGUUUCAUUUUGCAGGCUCAGAUCCGAGUUGGAGACGGAGCAGCACCCACGCUCACUUAUUUCUCCGAGGGUGGAAAACAAGCCCGAAACGAGGCUGAGGAUAGGGGAUGCCCAGGAUCAGAGAUGAGCCUCCUGCCAGAAGCAAGAAGUUUUGAGGCCCCAGCCGGGCCGGGGAAGUUCGGGAUGAAGGCAGCAAGAACAGCGGCAGCCACUCCGUCCUGCCCAGGCUGGUCGCUGGGAGUGGCACAUCUUCACCCACGGCCUCUACCUUGGGGUUCAGACGAAGUCAUCAGGGUGACCCCCACAGCCUCUGCCCUGCCAGAGCUUCCUCCCUCCUUCCAUGUGGACCCUGAAACCUGUGCCAGAGGCCGGGCCCGAACACCACUCCUGACGCAGAGGGGAGCCAACGCCCCUGCACCGGCCUCGUCCAUGGUCACAGGCCUUCGAGGGCUGGGCAGGGUCUGGCUGGGGGCAGGCAGAGCAGCUUGGGCUGGGCAACUGUGGCACAGGACAGACAGCCAAGGGGCAGGAGAGAGGUGCGGUCCCCUCCCACUGGGGCUCGAGGAGGCAUCAUGGAGGAAGGGUGUGGUCCCCAGUGUGGGAGAAGGCACGGGAGGGUUGCCGAGGGCUGGAUCAUCCUGAGCCACCUGCCCUCAAGGGAGGGUCUCUCUGGAAGCCAGGGUGCACAUCGAGGGUGGCGGGAAAGGUUGCCCGAGCCUGGCUGAGCCGUGGGAACUUGUGAGCCCCGGGGAAGUGCUCGUGGGCUUGGAGCCUAAGGCUGCCGGGAGCACAGCCCAGCUUGGGGAUGCAGCUUUUCAGCAAGUGCCUCGGAGCUUUCUUGGAAGCAGGCUGAGUAUAAAUUAUAAAUAAACAAACGAGAAGUCUGCUGGAGGGCGUGGGCCGGCGGGAAGAGGGGAGAGACCGGAGGCAGAGACCUCACUAGGAGCUGAUACCCCCGAACUUGAACCCACUGCGCCUCUUCUGCUGCGCCGCCCGCCCGGCCUUGGAGGCUCGGGGUCUCCUGCGGAGGGUGCCGCCUGGGGUCUCAGGCUCUGGGAGAUGACUUUUGCCAGGGUGCGGGGCAGGCCAGGUGCAGACCCCUACGCGGGAGUGGGGAGGCCCACCAGGCUCCUGCAACCCAAAGAGGUGCAGGCCCAAGUCUCCCUCGGACAAAAACAGGCCCCGUGGACACUCAUCCGUGUGGGAGGUGUCUUACCAAAUGUUUGAAAGGGAAAAAAAAUCCCAUUUUCUUAGCUUUUUUUUUUUCCCUUUCUAUUUUUUGAU
Zalophus californianus (California sea lion) is the source of this 3249-nucleotide messenger RNA. RefSeq lists its product as uncharacterized. The record is from RefSeq and is a predicted model, not a curated record. The transcript is spliced from 5 exons. NCBI's taxonomy places the organism in Eukaryota, Metazoa, Chordata, Mammalia, Carnivora, Otariidae. The coding region runs from base 1597 to 2607 and encodes 336 amino acids.